Cladophialophora psammophila CBS 110553 is the source of this 1740-nucleotide messenger RNA. RefSeq lists its product as uncharacterized. The transcript has 2 exons. Gene Ontology annotation, molecular function: protein binding; proteasome binding; cysteine-type deubiquitinase activity. The record is from RefSeq and is a predicted model, not a curated record. Gene Ontology annotation, biological process: regulation of proteasomal protein catabolic process; proteasome-mediated ubiquitin-dependent protein catabolic process; protein deubiquitination. The coding region runs from base 1 to 1740 and encodes 579 amino acids. Lineage: Eukaryota; Fungi; Ascomycota; Eurotiomycetes; Chaetothyriales; Herpotrichiellaceae.
AUGGCGACCAUUCCUGUUGUCAUCAAGCACCAGGGCAAGAAGUACGAUGUCGACCUUGACCCAACGGCAAAUGGCGAGAUGCUCAAACUCCAACUCUUCUCUCUCACUGGCGUCGAACCCCAGCGACAGUCCGUUCUGAUCAAAGGUGGAAAGCUCAAAGAUGAUACUGAGCUAUCCAAGCUCAAUGCAAAACCUGGCCAAAUCUUCACUAUGCUCGGCACCGCUUCUGGCGAGAGCAGCGCAGUCACCGCCCCCGCUAGAAAGCCAAAAUUCGUUGAGGACAUGACUGAAGCCGAAGCCGCCGCUCAAGAAGGUGCUACUCCGGCUGGUCUCCAGAACCUCGGAAACACCUGUUAUUUGAACUCUACACUACAAGUCCUCCGGAGCAUACCUGAAAUGCAAGACUCGUUGAAGAUCUACAAGACCGAGGCGGCCCCGGUUGCGAAUCUAGAAGCUCUCAGUCGCUUCGGCCUUGGUGGCCUCGGCUCCUCCAACGACCUAACUGCUCAGCUACGAGAUCUCUACAAACAAAUGUCCGAAACGCAAGAAGGAUUUCCUCCCAUGAUGUUUUUGAACGCGCUGCGCACUGUUUAUCCUCAGUUCGCCCAGAAGGCAAAGAACGGAGUUGGCUAUGCCCAGCAAGAUGCCGAGGAAGCUUGGUCACAGAUUGUUCACCAGCUGAGACAGAAGCUCAAGAUUACUGACAAAAGAACUGAAGAUCAGAAAGAUGUUGCGUUCAUCGAUCGAUACAUGGCCGGUUCAUUCCAUUCCUCACUUGCGCCUCCUUCAGAUGUGGGAGACAACGAGCCUGUUGUCGAGUCUGACGAAGCUUUCCUGAAACUCGACUGUCAUAUUGACCAAUCUAUCAAUCAUCUACACGACGGCAUCAGGGCUGCCUUGACAGAGGUGAUUGAGAAAAACUCACCAACACUCGGACAGGAUGCACAAUACAUCAAGACCUCUCGAAUAUCCCGGCUUCCUAGGUACCUGACUGUGCACUUUGUUCGAUUCUUUUGGAAAAAGGACAUACAGAAGAAAACGAAGAUCAUGCGGAAAGUCACAUUUCCAGAAGAACUCGACAUCGUGGAGUUCUGUACGGAAGACAUGAAAAAGAGACUGAUACCAGUUCGUGACAAGGUUCGCGACAUUCGCAAGUUCGAGCAGGAUGUAGAGAGGGCUAGGAAGCGGCAGAAGUUGGCCCACAGGCAGGAAGAAGACCGAAAGCAUGAUGAAGCAACGAAGGCUGCAGAGGCUGCUCCGAUUGCUAAGCUCCGCGAACAAAAGGAGAAAGAGGAGGGGAAGAAAAAGGAGCACGAAGGUGGCGAAAUGGAUGUGUACAAGACGGAUGCAGAGUACGAGGCCGAACGAGCUGCCGCCCUGAAACAAGGCAUGAAAGAACUCUUCGGUCUCAUUGAUCCGGAGCUCGCAGCUGAUGAAGGGUCGAACAAGUCGGGCUUGUACGAGCUCAGCGGUGUCAUCACCCACCAAGGCGCAAGUGCUGAUAGCGGCCACUACACCAGCUUUGUCAAGAAGCAAGGCAAGCUGGUAGAUGAUCCCAAAGCACCUGGUGGCAAGCGGAGAGAGCAGGAUGGUAAAUGGUGGUGGUUCAACGAUGAGAAAGUCAGCGAGGUCGAUGGGGAGAGGAUCAUGAGUCUUUCCGGCGGCGGCGAAAGUGCUUCUGCGCUCAUUCUGCUCUACCGAGCUGUUGAUCUGCCCACCAAGGCCGACAUUGAGGACUAA